This is a messenger RNA of Capronia epimyces CBS 606.96, 903 nucleotides long. RefSeq lists its product as uncharacterized. Gene Ontology annotation, molecular function: RNA binding. The record is from RefSeq and is a predicted model, not a curated record. Gene Ontology annotation, cellular component: cytoplasm; nucleoplasm; ASAP complex. Bases 1 to 903 code for a protein of 300 amino acids. Gene Ontology annotation, biological process: mRNA splicing, via spliceosome. NCBI's taxonomy places the organism in Eukaryota, Fungi, Ascomycota, Eurotiomycetes, Chaetothyriales, Herpotrichiellaceae. The transcript has a single exon.
AUGGCGCAUCGACCUCCCCUUCCUUACCACGCACCAGCUCUAUCUGCUCCUGCUCAGGCCAUGCCUGCUUAUCCAUCUCCAAGCUCAUCGAACAAACCAGGCCAGUUUGGAACAAGGACCAACCCGAAAUCCAGGACAGCUGCAUCAGAUCUGCUUUGCCGACCGGUCAACGACGGCAGCACCGUGUCCGUAUCUGGGUUGCCAUCCUCUCAAUCCGAGACACAUCUUCGCGGCCUCUUGAGCCGAUUCGGCGCAGUCCUCUACCUUGAAAUACAUCCAGACAGCCACAACCCAGGCAAGUGCAAGGGCACGGCACGGGCACGCUACCAAACAUCCUCUGAAGCUCUCAAUGCCGUGCGUGGUCUGGACGGGGCGACCUUGGCCAACCGCAAGAUCUGUGUCAAGCAAGUCAAGGAUGAUGCUGUGGCCUUGGCCUCGUCGGGGGCUACAAGAUACGAGUCAAAGCGACCGGUUGCAGCCACUCAGGUUAAGAAGCUCUCUGCCUCAAUGCCGGCUCAGCCUCCACGCAAACACAAACCAACCAGGUCCCCCCAUCACACCCGUAGCAAGGCGCAGUCUUCAUCGGCACCACCACUGGUUCCCUCGGCUGAACCGGCGAGCAGAAACAGAGGCAGCACUGGCAGCGGUUCAACCUCUUCUGCCGGCCCGCUCGUCGUCAACGGCGCAACGUACAGCCGGAGACCCAGUCGCGACGAGAGCUCCGCGAGUGAUGAUAGUGGUGAGGAAGACAUGGACGAGCGCGACGAUAAGAGUUCAGAGGAGGACGACGAUGAGAAUGAAGGCCAUGCGCCUGGUGAGUUUGUUCCAACCCCAAGCAAUCUGCCUCUUUUGCAAGAUUACUUUGCCGCAACGGAGGCUGACAAUUGUUGCGUUCUCGCAUAG